AACGAGUCCUAUUGCACGCGUGUGGGAUUUUCGUGCGCAUCCGAGAACCUGCGUAAACUCACGUCAAUGUACACGCGUCGUCCUCGUCCAUUCAUCUGGGAGCAAUACCGACGUUCACUUGACACGUUAGCGGAGUGAUAAAGUUACUGCACGAUUACAAGCAAUGGUGGCCCACACUGUACUUCUGGACUUUACGGUAUCCAGCAGUGUGAUCGCCGACAUGGAAAAGCGAUCAGGCCUGAAAUCGGCGAUCGCGAAUGUGCUGGCAGAGCACUUCACCGGUCUCAAGCCAUUGAUAGAGUCUAAUAUCGAUGGCAAUUUGCUCAUUUUGUAUACUGGGCCCAGGGGCAGUCUAAUCACUGUCAGGGGAUACACGGAAGGCCUGAUUACGUUAAACAUCGAGUAUUACAAGCAGGACGACCAGGAGGCACUCUUGACAUUUGAGCAGUGGCGAUACUUGGAAGCUGAUGUUGCCAUGGCUUUGAACAGCCAGCGCAGCAAGCGUUUACCGCCAGUAAGACGAGGAACCAUAUAUGACCUCUAUCUGACGCUAUCAGAUGAACGGUUGCUCGAGUACGACAUCGACAAGCUCGUGUUUGAAGCCAGAUCGCCCUACCAGAAGGUACAAAUCGUGCACUCCAAGUCGCUAGGCAAUCUACUGGUACUCGAUGAGCUGCAAAACAUGUCCGAGGCAGAUCUCAUAUACACAGAGACACUCAUGCAGCGUGGCAAGGAGGAUUAUGCUGGCAAGGAGAUAGUGAUACUCGGCGGUGGCGAUGGCGGCUUAUUGUGGGAGCUGCUGAAAGAGAAACCAAAAUUUGUCACAAUGUUGGAAAUUGAUGACAUUGUCAUGAAAGCAUGCAGUCAGCAUAUGCGGAGUAUAUGCGGCGACUGUUUGGACAAGAGAAAGGGCGACAAUUACGAGAUCAUAGUUGGCGAUUGCGUAAAAGCAUUAGCGCACAUGAUCGAGGAAGGACGUCAGUUCGAUUACGUUUUCGGCGAUCUGACGGAUAUUCCUAUCAGCACAACACCCCACGGUGAUGCCUGGGACUUUAUUAGACUGAUCCUCAACUCAUCGGUGAAGGUGUUGAAGCCCACUGGAAAGUAUAUGACGCACGGAAAUGGUGCGUCCUGCCCGGAAUCAUUGAAGAUGUACGAAGAGGUUCUGUCGCAACUAUGUGUACCGAUUACGUUCACGAAGGAUCGUGCCUUCGUUCCAUCUUUCUUCGAGGACUGGAUCUUUUAUCAAGUCUCAUUGAAAUGAUGGAGUAAAGGAUGUUUGGGCAGAAUCCGGAGGACCAUACCAGAGCGGCCUCCUCACAAUUCGCUGCCCCUCUUAUGACGUAAACUGCUCCCUAGUUUAGUCUUGUUAAUUAAUGAAAUUAGUUCCUGAGCGAGGCGAAUCAAACCAUUAUUAAUUCUUUUUAAUCGUUAUGGACGCGACAAUCAGUUUUUCUUGUUAAUCCUUUACAAAUAUGUAAUUUUUAAUUAUGUUUAACUGACUGAAUCAUUUCAAUGUCGAAGAAGCGAUCGUAAGAUACGAUUAUGUACGCGAAAAAUGCCAAGCAAGCAAUAGGUUCACUGUUGAUGCGCUCGGUUUCUAUCGCAACUCUCAGCAUGUACUAAAUUGAUGCUUUCUUUUUCCUUUUUCAAUACGAAGCAAAUUGUAUACGAUCGUACUCGCUGACAUUUUCAAACGUAAAACAAAGGCGUCCUUCGAACAGUUAAUCAACUGUAUACAAUUUAAAUCGCUUUGCGUUUAUAAUCCUUUUCCUUUAAUCCCUAAUCAGUAAAAGGAUUAACGACAGCGCGCGCGCACAUUUUGUUUUCUUUAUUUAUAAAAUAUUUUACGCGAAUAUACUUGUUCGCGACAAUUCUUAUAUUAAAAUAUGUAUAUCGAUAUACACACACACACACACACACACAAUGUGUAUAUAUAAAUAUCACAUACAUAUAUUCUGUACUUUAAGGCUCGAUGUAAGAACAAUGAAAUUUUGUCAGGAUAAAUUAUUUUUCUAGCAAA
Ooceraea biroi (clonal raider ant) is the source of this 2023-nucleotide messenger RNA. It is a transcript of the gene Sms, whose product is annotated as spermine synthase. Lineage: Eukaryota; Metazoa; Arthropoda; Insecta; Hymenoptera; Formicidae. The record is from RefSeq and is a predicted model, not a curated record. Gene Ontology annotation, biological process: spermine biosynthetic process. Gene Ontology annotation, molecular function: spermine synthase activity.